Molecule: messenger RNA, 1599 nt
Organism: Pipistrellus kuhlii (Kuhl's pipistrelle)
Lineage: Eukaryota; Metazoa; Chordata; Mammalia; Chiroptera; Vespertilionidae
Gene: KCNK1
Product: potassium two pore domain channel subfamily K member 1
Exons: 3
Coding region: 53-1072 (339 amino acids)
Biological process (GO): potassium ion transmembrane transport; stabilization of membrane potential
Cellular component (GO): membrane
Molecular function (GO): potassium ion leak channel activity
Source: RefSeq, a predicted model, not a curated record
CGGGCGGGCGGCGGCGGCGGCGGCGGCGGCGGCGGCGGCGGCGGCGGGUGCGAUGCUGCAGUCGCUGGCGGGCAGCGCGUGCGGGCGCCUGGCGCAGCGGCACCGGCCGGCCUGCUGCUUCGCGCUGCUGGUGCUGGGCUACCUGCUGUACCUGGUGUUCGGCGCCGUGGUCUUCUCGUCCGUGGAGCUGCCGCACGAGGACCUGCUGCGCCAGGAGCUGCGGCAGCUCAAGCGGCGCUUCCUGGAGCGCCACGCCUGCCUGGCCGAGCCGCAGCUGGAGCGCUUCCUGGGCCGCGUGCUGGAGGCCAGCAACUACGGCGUGUCCGCGCUCGGCAACGCCUCGGGCCGCUGGAACUGGGACUUCACCUCGGCGCUCUUCUUCGCCAGCACCGUGCUGUCCACCACCGGCUACGGCCACACGGUGCCCCUGUCGGACGGGGGCAAGGCCUUCUGCAUCGUGUACUCGGUCAUCGGCAUCCCGUUCACGCUGCUGUUCCUGACGGCCGUGGUGCAGCGGGUGACCCUGCAGGUGAGCCGGCGGCCGGUGCUGUACGCGCACCUGCGCUGGGGGCUGCCCCGCCGGCGCGCCGCGCUGGCCCACGCCCUGCUGCUGGGCGCCGCGGCCGCCGCCGCCUUCUUCUUCGUGCCCGCCGCCGUGUUCUCCGCGCUGGAGGACGACUGGAACUUCCUGGAGUCCUUCUACUUCUGCUUCAUCUCGCUGAGCACCAUCGGCCUGGGCGACUACGUGCCCGGGGAGGGCUACAACCAGCGCUUCCGGGAGCUGUACAAGCUGGGCAUCACCUGCUACCUGCUGCUGGGCCUGGUGGCCAUGCUGGUGGUGCUGGAGACCUUCUGCGAGCUGCAGGAGCUGAAGGCCUUCCGGAAGAUGUUCUACGUGAAGAAGGACCCGGACGAGGACCAGCUGCACAUCAUGGAGCACGACCAGCUGUCCUUCUCCUCCAUCGCCGACCAGGCGGCCGGCGGGAAGGAGGACCAGAAGCCGGACGGCGAGCCGUUUGUGGGCCCCGAGGCGCCGGCGUCCGCCCUGGCCAACGGCUCCCCGCAGCGCUGAGCGCCGCCCGGGCCUCCCGCGCCACCCGGCGGGCGGGGCGGGCGGGGCGGGGCGGGACGGGAGAGGCUUCGCUUUGUGCGUCUUUAGGAGAAGAUAAAAGCCAAAAAACAACAUUUCAACAGACGCCCGAUAUUUUGAAGACAUUCGGUCGCAUUCCAGACAAAGCAGAAAGAGGAACAAAGCGAGCUUUGGCUCCGAGGACUGUCUGGUGUCUGAGGACACGGGGUCGGGGCCUGUCACUCCUCGGAACCCCACCGAUCGGGACCGGCUAGUGGGGUGGAAGGACCGCUGUGGGUAGAAGCGGGUUUUCUGCUUUUAACCCGGAGGAAAAUGUAAUUAAAAAAAAAAGUACAGGUCCAUUUCUCUGGGGGUUGCCUCGAAAUCACUUAGCGGAUGGCGCAGUAGCGACCUUUCUCCAAGGAGGAGCCCAGCGAUGUGUUUUAUAUAAACGGAUGUGGAUGGGUUUGCAUGCGCCCGCCCCAAAUGAUUAUUUUUGUAGAACCUGAGACGACCCUGUUAUUUAUAAC